AUGCAUAAGUCCUUCUUCACCUUCAUUGAAAGAGAAGGAAAUCCACCAGAACAGGAGCGAUACAAGACGGAGACUCCAGAGACGGAGACUCCAGAGACGGAGACUCCAGAGACGGAGACUCCAGAGACGGAGACUCCAGAGACGGAGACUCCAGAGACGGAGACUCCAGAGACGGAGACUCCAGAGACGGAGACUCCAGAGACGGAGACUCCAGAGACGGAGACUCCAGAGACGGAGACUCCAGAGACGGAGACUCCAGAGACGGAGACUCCAGAGACGGAGACUCCAGAGACGGAGACUCCAGAGACGGAGACUCCAGAGGCGGAGACUCCAGAGACGGAGACUCCAGAGACGGAGACUCCAGAGACGGAGACUCAGGACGGACUCCAGAGACGGAGACUCCAGAGCUCCAGCCAUGGGUCGCACCGCGCUGCUGUGCGCGGUCCUGGCCGUGGCCCUGCAGGCCGUGCUGGCCACCCCCCAGUACGGCGCGGGGCCCUCCCGCCCGCAGAAGCAGUGGACCACCACUCCGUUCCCCGACGACCUGCCCCCCGCCAACAACGACGUGUACCAGGCGCCGGCGCCGGCUCCGCAGCCCCAGUACCAGCCGCAGCCGCAGUACAAGCCGCAGCCGCAGUACCAGCAGCCGCCGCCCCAGAACGCCGGGCAGCCGUCCUCGCCCGGCGGCAACUACUGGUGGGCGUCGGGGUCGCGGCCCUUCAGCGCCGAGUCCACCGGCCAGGCCUCCGCCCCGCAGGCGCCGCCCCCGGCCGUGAGCGCCGGCAACCCCUUCCUGUCGGGCGGCCGGCCCCAGCAGCCGCAGCAGCCCCGCCCCCAGCAGCCCCAGCAGGCCAGCGGGGGCGGCUACGGCGCCGGCCCCUCGGGGCCCCCGCAGACGCCCGACUACGACAUCCCCUGCAGCCAGCCCGGCCAGGUGUGCGUGGGCCUGGGCCAGUGCCAGGGCGGCUACGUCGCGCCCGGCGCCAACGGCAUCCGACAGGGUCAGUGCAGUUCCGCGUCGCAGACGUGCUGCCAGCAGCGCCCGCCCCAGCAGCAGCCCCAGCAGCCGCAGUACCGGCCGCCGCCGCCCCAGACCGGCGGCUACGGACAGCCCCCGCGCAGAUCCCCAGGCCGCAGCCACCACCGCCCAGCUACGGCGGCGUCGGCGGCUACAGCCAGCCCCAGCCCAACUACCAGCCCCAGCCCACGCCCGGCCCCUACACCGGCCCCCUCAACACGACGCCGUACCCGGGGUGCGCCGCCGCCCUCAAGUGCGUCGAGGAGCAGUACUGCACGGCGGAGGGCGUGAUGGCCAACAGCCCGCAGUACCUGACGCGUGAGCAGCAGGAGAACCGCGUGCCCAUGUCGGACUGCCAGAACCCCGAGACGGGCAUCAUCGGCAAGUGCUGCCGCGACCCCAACUACAAGGACCCCUGGCCCGGCGGCAUGAUGAUGAAGAACAUGCCGGGGUCCGCGCCGUCCGCGCCGUCCGGCCCCGGCGUCGCCCCGCCGCCACCGCCGCCGCCGCCCGCCCGCACGCCCUUCCAGGACACCUGCGCCAACUCCGGCGGCGUGUGCGUGCCCUCGCAGCAGUGCCCCUCCCAGAGCAGGAUGCAGCCCGAGCAGGGCUGCAGCAUGGCGAGUGGCGCGGCGGGAGGCGUGUGCUGCGAGGAGGCCCAGCCCUACCAGGAAGGCCAGGACGAGGAGCCCACCACCAACCCCAACCUCACCAAGGAGGCCAACCUGUAUUACCAGGCGCCGUCCAAGCCGACAGUCCCCGGCCCGGCCGUGUCCGGCCUGCCCCAGAACCCCCCACCCAGGCCCGGACGGAGGCCACCACCCCGACCCGCUCCUCAACCGACCUAUGCCCCACAGCCGCCACCGCAGCCCGCCCCUCAACCGACCUACGCUCCUCAGCCACCACCCCAACCCGCCCCUCAACCGACCUACGCUCCGCAGCCACCACCCCAACCUGCCCCUCAACCGACCUACGCUCCUCAGCCACCACCCCAACCCGCCCCUCAACCGACCUACGCUCCUCAGCCACCACCCCAACCCGCCCCUCAACCGACUUACGCCCCGCAACCUGCUCCUCAACCAACAUACUACAACCCUCAACCUGCUGCACCUAAGCCAACCUUCGCCCCGCCACCUCCUCCUCAGCCAGCCCCCCAACCCACCUAUGCUCCCCAGCCUUCCCCACAGCCUUCCCCACAAACCACCUUCCCGUCUCAACCGCCACCUCAGCCCACGUACGCUCCUGCACCUCCGUCCCCGGCGGCGCCGCAACCGAGCUACUCCCCCCAGCCGCCGCCACUUCAACCCCUGGAACGCACUCCGCAGCCCCAGCAGCCCGCCCCGGAGCUGCAGCCGCCCCAAGAGUCACCGCUGCCGCCGCUGCCCGAGGCCGCCCCCACCAAGCCGUCGUACGGACCCCAGUCCCCCGAGGCGUGCGGCCAGCGCCGCCAGGUGCCGCGGCCCGAGGGCCUGAGCCCCGGGCAGGCCGCCCCCGGCGAGUACCCCUGGCAGGCCAUCGUGGCGAGCCGCGCCGACCGCAACCCCAUCUGCGGCGCCGCCGUGCUGUCCAAGGACGCCGUCAUCACGGCCGCCCACUGCGUGCACGGGAUGGAGCCGAGCGACCUGAUGGUGAUCGCCGGCGAGCACCUGAUGGGCGUGCCGGACCCCGGCGCGCAGGAGACGUCCGUGGCCGCCAUCGCCCGCCACCCUGACUUCAACCCCACGUCGUUGUUCAACGACCACGCCGUGCUGCGCCUGGCCGAGCCCCUGACCCUGGGCGAGCGCGUCGGCACCGUCUGCCUGCCCGAGCAGUCCGGCCAGGCCAACCUGGCGGGGACCAACCCCGCCCAGGACUGCGUCGCCACUGGCUGGGGCCUCAAGGCCCUCAAGGGCAACCACGUCGGCUCGGGCCUGAACGCGGUGCCCGCGCGGCUCAUGGCGGCGCAGGAGGCGGAGCAGCACCUCCGGCGCACCUUCCUGGGACCCAACUUCCGGAUGCACCAAUCACAGGUGUGCGCGCUCGCCACCAAGCCCGAGACCACCCUGUGCAUGGUGGACCCCGGCGGCCCGCUGGCGUGCCCCAAGCCCGACGGCGCCAUGGUGCUGGCCGGCGUCUACAGCUGGGACGUGGGCUGCCACCCGUCCAUGGUGUCCGCCCCCGAGGGCCCCAAGUCGCCCACCGCCUUCUCCGCCGUGGACGCGGACUGGGUGCGCCGCGUCAUGGCCGAGCCCAUCCAGAACCUGGUGCAGGAGUCCCGGAACGAGGUGCUGCGCAAGCAGCAGCAGGAGAAGCAGCCCGAGCACCCCAAGCCCGGCUUCGACCAGGGCUACGGCAAGUGAGGCGCCCUUCAAGGCGCCGACUAGGACGCCGACUAGGGCACCGCGCUGUCACUCUGGGUUGCCCUACGCCGAUAGUAUAAACUAUAUUCUACGAGAGUUUCAUCGUAGAAAGGCAGUUAAAGAAUUGUGAAUUACCUUGUAUGCCUCCAUGUCAAAGUAUGAGCAAAGAUUUGAUAUUUGAGUCGCAUAAUGACGAGUUGAAGAAAGCGUGCAUUGAAAUUCAACUCCUAUUUUAUCUCAGAAGGAUCCAGAAAGACGGGAUAUUGUGAGAACUUAUCUAAUCUGUGUUCACUGCCGCCACAAUGCAGUCAGAUAAGCUGCUUUCAUUUGGUCAGUGCCAUGCUUUCCGUGCUAAAUGCCAAACACAUCUUGCCGAGUCCUUACUUUGUGUGCAAGUUGUGCCCAUUUCAGAGUAUACUUUAUUUAUUGUCCCCAGCUCAUUUCCUUGUGUUCAGGUUGCAAAGACUGACUUGCCUGAGUUUGUCCUAAAGGGCCUCCUUUAGUGGUAGACUUUCAUCUGAGGCAAUUGCAGUCUUUGAUUGGCAAAGAAUAAAAUCUGGUGCUAGUAUCA
Messenger RNA from Thrips palmi, 3928 nucleotides. Its product is annotated as basic proline-rich protein-like. Gene Ontology annotation, molecular function: serine-type endopeptidase activity. The record is from RefSeq and is a predicted model, not a curated record. The coding region runs from base 1 to 3357 and encodes 1118 amino acids. Lineage: Eukaryota; Metazoa; Arthropoda; Insecta; Thysanoptera; Thripidae. Gene Ontology annotation, biological process: proteolysis. The transcript has 11 exons.